GGCGACGGUUGAGCCCCUGGUCUCAUGGUGUUCCCUAUGCCUUUCCCCAUCCCCCCCGGGCGUUAGUUAAGUCUCUUAUAAUUAUUAAUAUAUAUUUUUAAAACUUAUUUCUUGCUGAACGCGUCUGAACGCUGUAUGUCUGCCGUCGGAGGCCCAGCCUAGCCGAGCGCGGAGAGGCUCGUCACCAGAAGGUCAGCCCGCUGGGUGCUCCCCUUUUUUUUUUUUUUUUUGGCCGCGAAAACUAUGAAUCGGGCAGAACUACAAAAUGGCCCCCCUUCCUAUGACGGCCCCUCCUGCAGUGAUGGGGGCCGAGGCGGAAGCGGAAAGGCGCAGAAAGGCCCCCAGGGCGCCAAGAGACCCUAUAUAAAUAUAGAUUUAGCCAUUGGGACUUUCAACGUGGGUUCCUUGUCCACUGAUGAGUUAGUAGACACGCUGCUCGAGGAACUAAAAAACAUACACAUUGAUAUACUUGCUAUAAAUGAAACUAGACGUGAAGAAGAGGUUUCAUCUGAAUGGAAGGACGGUUGGCAGGUUCUCCUCGGAGAGGGGAAUGAAGGAGUUGGUGGGGUUGGUUUCAUGGUGGGCCCAAAGGCAACAAGGAACAUAAUUUCAUGGUAUACUUGGUCCUCUCGCCUCGCAGUGCUUACGAUGAGGGUCAGCCGAGAUGCCACCAUGAAAAUCAUUGCUGCUUAUGCACCAAGGUCCAUAGCAGAGGAAGAAGAAGUAGAUAAAUUCUAUGAGGAUCUUGAUAAAAUCCUCCAAAUUGAAUCAGCAUAUACUUUGAUACUUGGUGACUUCAAUGCAAAAGUGGGCACAGGAGAGGAAGGGGAAGAGUAUGUUGGAAGAUAUGGUUCUGGAUCAAGAGAUGAAAGAGGCCGAAGGCUUGUAGAAUAUGCAGAAGCCUCACACCUGUAUAUCAUGAACACUUUUUUCAUGAAGAGAGUAGGAAGGCGCUGGACGUGGUCCCCAGAUGAAGUUGUAAAAGAAGAAGUUGACUAUAUUUUAACAGACAAGAAGCAACUGGUUACAGAUGUGGCAGUCAUUUCAGAAUCAGUCGUCUGUAUGCAGUCAUAUCAUCGAUUGGUUCGGGCAAAAGUUAAAUUAAACACCAAAUUAGAAGAAAGGAUGAAGAUGAAAAGAAGGCACUGUGUACGAUUACAGCAGCUUGAAGAAGAACUGUUUCAACACACUGUGGAAUCCCAAAACUGGGAAAUGAACAGAAAUAGAGACUAUGAUUCUGAAUAUGAACGGCAUUUACUACAAAAGAUUAAUCGAUGUAAAAAAAUCAUCACAAUGAAGAGACCAAAAGAGCCCAGAAACCGCCUUAGCCAAGAAACACUCAAUCUCCUUGCUAAGAGGAGAGACAUGGCAGCUAGGGGUGAUAAGGGCCCAGAAUACAAGGCCAUUUGCAAAACACUAAGGAAGAAGAUGACUGAAGAUUAUGAACAGUAUCGCCAAACUAGACAGCAAAAAGCAGUUGAAGAAAGAACAGUUGGUCAUCAGAGAGGUUGGUGUGAAAACCAGCCAAGAUAUAGUUUCCAAAGAGGAUUUGCAGAGAGAAUUGGAAGGAGGACAGCAAACAGAUGGGAAAUAGAACAUACUGUUCCAGGUCGUCCAGUAACAGCAACUUCCCAAUCAGGAAGUAGUGGAGGCCCAAAGUGGAAGGGAUUCAUUGAACAAAUUAACAAGUCUGUAGAGAACUACCAGCCAUGUCCAAGGGAAAACUGCAGCUGUCACCUUAGUGUCAUGGAGAAGGAUUUGGCCCCCUUCGAAGGAGGCAUCUCUAAAGAGGUGAUAGCCAGUGUGGUUAGCCGGAAAUUAGGGACACACUAUCAGAUUAUCAAGAACGAGUUGUACAGAGAACAUGAUUGCAUGUUUCCUGCAAGGUGUAGCGGUGUAGAACACUUCAUUUUGGAAGUUAUUAAUCAUCUUCCUGACAUGGAGAUGGUGAUCAAUGUGCGGGAUUAUCCUCAGGUUCCUAAGUGGAUGGAACCUAUCAUUCCAGUGUUCUCCUUCAGCAAGACCUCUGAGUACCAUGAUAUCAUGUAUCCUGCAUGGACGUUUUGGGAAGGGGGACCUGCUGUUUGGCCAAUUUAUCCUUCGGGUCUUGGGCGAUGGGAUCUUUUAAGAGAAGAUCUUGCAAGGUCUGCCAAGAAAUGGCCAUGGGAAAAGAAAGUAUCCAGAGGAUACUUCAGAGGAUCUAGGACAAGUCCAGAGCGAGAUCCCCUAAUUCUUCUAUCUCGGGAAAACCCAGGACUCGUUGAUGCAGAGUACACUAAGAAUCAGGCCUGGAAAUCUGAGAAAGAUACUCUUGGAAAACCACCUGCUAAGGAAGUCCCACUUGUGGAUCACUGCAAGUACAAAUAUCUGUUUAAUUUUCGGGGCGUAGCUGCAAGUUUCCGGUUCAAACACCUCUUCCUGUGCGGCUCACUAGUCUUCCACGUAGGUGAGGAAUGGCAGGAAUUCUUCUAUGCACAGCUGAAGCCAUGGGUUCACUACAUCCCAGUCAAUACAGACCUCUCCAAUGUCAGGGAACUCCUACAGUUUGUGAAGGAAAAUGAUGAUCUAGCCCAAGAGAUUGCUGAGAGGGGACGACAAUUUAUCGUCAACCACUUGCAGAUGGAUGACAUUUCCUGUUACUGGAAGAUUUUGUUGACUGAAUAUUCCAAAGCUUUGUCCUACAAAGUGAAGAAAAAGAAAGACUAUAGCAAAAUUUCUCCCAAACCUUUGAAAACAGAACUUUAAGAACUACUGUUA
This is a messenger RNA of Vombatus ursinus (common wombat), 2757 nucleotides long. RefSeq names its product protein O-glucosyltransferase 1 (gene POGLUT1). Gene Ontology annotation, molecular function: UDP-glucosyltransferase activity; UDP-xylosyltransferase activity. NCBI's taxonomy places the organism in Eukaryota, Metazoa, Chordata, Mammalia, Diprotodontia, Vombatidae. Bases 244 to 2745 code for a protein of 833 amino acids. The record is from RefSeq and is a predicted model, not a curated record. Gene Ontology annotation, cellular component: endomembrane system. Gene Ontology annotation, biological process: positive regulation of Notch signaling pathway; protein O-linked glycosylation. The transcript is spliced from 11 exons.